CUGCUAAUCUACUAUCUCCGGCUUCUACCUAGGUGCAAACAUGUCUCUUUCAGGACACGAGACGCAUGUGUGCUGCGAUGACUCAUCUGCUCCAGUCAGUGCGACUUCACUGGAUGAGUUGCAUUCUCUUCAAAAAAAGCCAACUUCACUUCCGAGCCAUGGCGCCGAGUCUAUCAGUGCGUCUUUGGCAUCUCACGCGCGGGAACAAGGCCCAAACGUGAUUAAGGGGGACCCAAAAGCCAUUUCCGGACAUACCGCCGUGCAUUUCGUCACUCGUGACUACGCCAGCGACUUUAACCUUAAAGCGACCCACGUUCUUCACAAUCUUUCGCAAGCAGAGCUUUAUGAGCACGCGAUCAAGGAUGAGAAGGGCACAUACAUUACGUCAACUGGCGCGCUCGCUACUCUGUCUGGAGCAAAGACGGGACGCUCUCCUAAGGACAAGCGCAUUGUGAAGGAAGAGACCUCGCAGGAUGAUCUGUGGUGGGGGAAGUAAGUCUAGCUCCUAUUUUCCAUCAUCCACAUGUGGUUGUUGGGCUUGAGCAUAUUGUGCUUCCUCAGAGGUUCACCCAACAUUGAGAUGGACGAAGAGACCUUCUUUAUCAACCGCGAACGUGCUGUCGACUAUCUGAAGUCUCUGGAUAAGGUUUUCGUGAACGACCAGUUUCUGAACUGGGACAAGGACAAUCGGGUAAAAGUCAGAAUCAUCACCUCUCGUGCUUAUCACGCUCUCUUCAUGCACAACAUGUGCAUCCGGCCUACUCAUGAGGAGCUGGAAACGUUUGGUGAACCUGACUUUACCAUCUAUAACGGAGGGAAGUUUCCAUGCAACCGCUUCACUCACUACAUGACAUCAUCAACCAGCAUUGACAUCAAUCUGAAGAGGAGGGAGAUGGUCAUUCUUGGAACUCAGUAUGCUGGUGAGAUGAAGAAGGGACUCUUCGGAUUCAUGCAUUACCUGAUGCCAAAAAGAGGAAUACUGUCACUUCAUUCUGGCUGCAAUAUGGGGAAGGGAGGCGACGUAUCCCUGUUCUUCGGUCUUUCAGGCACGGGGAAGACGACGCUGUCAACAGAUCCUGGGAGGUACCUGAUUGGGGACGAUGAGCAAUGCUGGAGUGACAAUGGUAUAUCCAACAUCGAAGGAGGGUGUUAUGCAAAGUGCAUUGACCUGUCACCGGAGAAGGAACCGGAGAUCUUCCACGCAAUCAAGUUUGGGACAGGUAUGUCGCUAUCUUAUUUCGCUCUGUAUGCGUCUCAUAAGUUCAGGAAUCUCAAACAUUUGUCUUCUUCAGUUCUGGAGAACGUGGUUUUCGAUAGCCACACCAGGGUGGUUGACUAUUCCGACAAGUCUGUGACUGGUAAGGUCGUGCUGUUUUGCGAUUGUCAGUAGUAUCAUUAAAACCACUAACGAACGACGUACUUACAGAGAACACCCGUGCCUCAUACCCUAUCGAGUAUAUUCCCAAUGCGAAGAUUCCCUGUGUUGGUCCCCACCCGAAAAACGUCAUUCUGCUGGCCUGUGACGCAUUCGGAGUUCUUCCUCCCGUCAGCAAGCUGACCCUUCCCCAGACCAUGUAUCAUUUUAUCAGUGGAUACACUGCUCUGGUUGCUGGCACUGAAGAGGGUGUCAAGGAGCCCCAGGCAACGUUCUCCGCCUGCUUUGGGGCUGCAUUCAUCAUGUGGCAUCCCAUCAAGUAUGCGGGUAUGCUUGCAGAGAGGAUGCGCCAAAAUGGAACGACUGCCUGGCUCGUGAACACGGGUUGGUCCGGAGGCAGCUAUGGCGUGGGAAGCAGGAUGAAGCUGGCUUAUACGCGAAAGAUUGUCGAUGCCAUCCACAAUGGGUCACUUGCAUCUGCUACCUACAAGACCACACCGAUAUUCUGCCUUCAAGUCCCAGACAAGGUUGAUGGUGUGCCGCAGGAGAUUCUCGAGCCACAGAACAUGUGGGCUAACAAGGAUGCCUACAAUGCAACGCUGAAGAAGCUGGGUGGUCUUUUCAACAGCAACUUCUCCAAGUUCACAGAAAGCAUGGCUGGUGUGGACAGUACCUUGUCUGAGCAGAUUCUCUCAGCAGGGCCUCAGCUAGUAUAGGGAUAUGUCCAUGCAGCAACGAGUCUCUACAAUAAGCACCUGUCACAUGUGUGCAAGCACAGGAGAUGUGCAAAGGCUAUCGAGUUUAACACCACGCUGUAUUGCUAGCAAGAAUAAAGCCUGCAGUGAUUG
Molecule: messenger RNA, 2223 nt
Organism: Closterium sp. NIES-67
Lineage: Eukaryota; Viridiplantae; Streptophyta; Zygnematophyceae; Desmidiales; Closteriaceae
Source: the annotation of a GenBank genome assembly